UUCAAGUUAACAGUUAUGGCAGCGCAGAGCAACCUAGAAAUUUACAUGGGCGGAUUUGCAAAGGUCCUUAACGAACAAUGGCAAGUCGAUCUACGGCUCAAAGCUGGGGGCAGUAAAAAUGGUGCAGUUAUCUCCGCCCACAAACUUGUUCUGGUGUCUAAUGUUUUUCCUCUCUUAUCUCCUGUUCAUUCAUCAUUCGACCUAAGUAACAAUUUCGGAGUAAUGCAUGCGGCACGAUCAGAAGUGUUUAAGAAGAUGCUGGAACCAGACAACCUAAAGGCUUCAGUUGGGAAGGUCGAGACAGUAACUCUCUCUGAGAUGAAACAAGAAGAGUUAGAAGCGUUCGUUGAGUUCAUCUACAGCAACCGCUCCGUGCUUUCUGCAAACGAGAAGAAACAUGUUCAAUCACUUUAUCUAGCAGCCGACAAAUAUGAGAUCCCGCAUUUACGGGAUCUAUGCAGAAACGAGCUUAUAUCAUCUCUUAACUCGUCGAAUGCUCUUAACGUCUUGGAGCUUUCCUUGAUUCCUGUUGACAAAGCACUCAUUGGCCCUGCUGCCAAAUUUAUCGUGAGGAAUUUGAAGACGAUCUGUAACUCUGUUGAGUUCAAGUUGUUCGUUGGCAGGAAUCCCGAUCUUAGCGUUGCGAUAAUGAAGGCUUCUCUGACUAGGUUGUGGAAUGGUCAUCAUAAUAUGGAGAAAGAAGCUGCAAACAAGAUGGAAUUCUUUGGGGGGCUUAUGAACGCCUUUAAAGAAAAAAUGCAAUUCGAUAUAUGGCUCAAGUCAGGAGAUCAAACCGAUGCAAUCCCCGCCCACAAACUUAUUUUGGCGGCAAGAUCGAAGGUGUUUAGAGACAUAUUGGAAUUCGAUGAUUGCAAAGGUUUGUCGAUGUCGAAGGAGACAGUCACUCUUUCAGAGAUGACACAUGAUGAGCUCGAGACGUUUCUUGAGUUCAUGUACAACGGUUUGCUUCCUGAUACAAAACUGGCGAAGUACGUUCGUAGUCUCUAUCUAGCUGCACACAAGUACAAGAUUCCAUACCUCCAAGAUCUCUGCAGAAACCAGCUCAUCACCUCCAUGAACUCAUCAAAUGUAUUUGAUGACCUCGAGCUUGCACAGAUUUACUCGGACAAGAUCCUAGAGGAUGCUGUCUCUAAGUUUAUGGCAUCUCACAUGGAAGAGAUUGCGUCCUCGAGUAAGUUCAUGUCGUUUGUGGAGAGUAAUCCGGCUCUUACGGUUCAAACGAUUUUUAAGAUUUUUAAAAAUUAUAUACCAUUCAACCCCAAAAUAAUAUUCAGACUCUCAUGA
Thlaspi arvense is the source of this 1305-nucleotide messenger RNA. NCBI's taxonomy places the organism in Eukaryota, Viridiplantae, Streptophyta, Magnoliopsida, Brassicales, Brassicaceae. The record is from the annotation of a GenBank genome assembly.